This is a messenger RNA of Xiphias gladius (swordfish), 7216 nucleotides long. It is a transcript of the gene col14a1a, whose product is annotated as collagen, type XIV, alpha 1a. The transcript is spliced from 48 exons. The record is from RefSeq and is a predicted model, not a curated record. Gene Ontology annotation, cellular component: interstitial matrix. The coding region runs from base 163 to 5790 and encodes 1875 amino acids. Gene Ontology annotation, molecular function: protein binding. Lineage: Eukaryota; Metazoa; Chordata; Actinopteri; Istiophoriformes; Xiphiidae.
GAGUGAGAGAAAGAAAGAGAGAAGGAGAGACAGAGUGAGAAGGAAGAGGGACCCUUGGGAGGCAGCAGCAGCAGCCGUCUUUGGCAUUCAGAGGAUUUCCUUUGGGGAUAAAAGGACGCUUGGAAUUGAUGACUGGAGAGGUCUAGACUGCUGGUUGUGAGGAUGUUGUCAACAGGGCAGAUCAGAUGGUGUUUGUGGGUUCCACUGGUGAUACUGGCCCUAGUUUCCAAUUUCCCCAGUAACGGACAGGGUCAAGUUCCAGCUCCAAGGAGGCUGCGUUUCAAAGUGCUGAGCUCAAGCAAACUCCUUGUUUCAUGGAAGGAGCCCAAAGGAGACUUUGACAGCUAUCUGUUCCUGUACAACAGCAUACUAGGUGGUCAGCAGAAGGAGAUCAUAGUGUCUAAAACAGACACUAAGGUGCUGAUAACAGACUACGACCCCUCCAAAGACUACACUGUCUAUGUCAUCGCUGUCAGCGGCAGUGAGCAGAGCAGACCACUUCAGGGCAUUCAUAAAGCUGAAAGAGGUAAGAGUGAUGGAGGAGACCAGACUGAGCCCCAGAGGCUGACUGAUUCAGUUGCACCUCCAGAGGAUGCCAACGAGAUCUCUGGAGUUGAUCAGUUUGUGUGCCACACUGAAGCCAUUGCAGACAUCUUGAUCCUGGUGGACGGCUCCUGGAGUAUUGGUCGGAUCAACUUCCGGUUGGUCCGCAUGUUCCUGGAAAACCUGGUCAAUGCCUUUGAUGUUGGCAGAGAUAAGACAAGGAUAGGUCUUGCUCAGUACAGUGGUGAUCCCAGGACAGAGUGGGAUCUAAAUGCUUUUUCCACUAAAGAUGCCGUCAUAGAUGCUGUCAAGAAUCUGCCCUACAAAGGAGGAAACACUCUCACAGGACUUGCGUUGACUUAUAUCUUAGAGAACUGCUUCAAGCCUGAGUCUGGCUCACGGGUUGGCGUGCCCAAGAUUGGGAUUCUAAUCACGGAUGGGAAGUCCCAGGAUGAUGUAAUACCACCAGCAGAGAGCCUGCGCAAUGCCGGGGUUGAGCUGUUUGCUAUUGGUGUGAAGAAUGCUGAUGAGAAUGAGCUGCGCUCCAUCGCCUCAGAGCCAGACAACACUCAUGUCUACAAUGUAGCUGACUUCAACAUCAUGAGCUCCAUAGUAGAGGGUCUGACCAGAACAGUGUGUGAACAAGUGGAGCAGCAAGAUAAAGACAUCAAGGAGAAACAGAUACCAGAGAAGAUUGGAAUGCCACUGGAGCUGGUGACGUCAGAGGUCACGGCCCGGAGCUUCAGGGUCUCAUGGAGCCCAGCACCCGGAAAUGUAGAGAAAUACAGAGUGGUCUAUUAUCCUGUUCAGGGAGGAGAACCGCAGGAGGCUGUAGUGGACGGCAGUGAAACUUCAGUGGUGUUACAGCAUCUCAGCUCUCUCACUGAGUACCAGCUGGCUGUGUUUGCUGUGUAUGCAAACGAGGCAAGUGAAGCUCUGAGAGGAUCAGAAACAACCCUGGCCCUUCCCACAGUGACAGGCCUUCAGCUGUUUGAUGUGACUCACAGCACCAUGAAAGCAAGAUGGGACAGUGUGGAUGGGGUCUCUGGCUACAUGCUGCUGUACGCAACUCUUACAGAUGAUGGAGACUUGGACGAGAAGGAGAUUAAGGUAUCGGAUGCAGUGACAGAAUUGGACCUGGAGGGGUUGAUCCCUCAUACUGAAUACACUGUCACUGUUUAUGCCAUGUAUGGAGAGGAGGCCAGUGACCCUAUUACAAAUCAGGAAACUACAUUGCCACUGAAUCCUCCCAGUAACCUCCAGUUCUCUGACAUCACCCAUAACUCCGCCCACAUCAGCUGGGACCCCGCGCCCAGAGGAGUUAAAGGUUACCGCAUCAUGUGGGUCAAGACAGACGAACUAGUCACGGAGGAGGUGGAGGUCGGUCGGGUGAGCUCUUAUGACCUCAAUGAGUUGACUUCUCUGAAGGAGUACUCAGUGGCCAUCUUUGCCUUGUAUGACAACGGCCAAUCAGAGCCGCUCACUGAUGGAUUCACUACCACUCCAGUUCCUGGUCCUCUGAAUCUACGCUCCAGUGAUGUCAGCACAGACAGCUUUGAGGUCAGCUGGGAUCACUCAGCCAGUGACAUUGUCCUUUACAGACUCUCUUGGGCACCGUUCACAGGUGGUGACACAAACGAGGUGGUCUUGGAUGGAAGUGACAACAGAUACAUCCUGACCAGUCUGAGUCCGUCUACUGAGUAUGAAGUUAUGUUGACGGCUGUAUUCAAAGAUGAAUCGGAGAGCGACACCAUCUCCGUUAUAGAGACAACAUUGGCUAAGACAACAACGAUUGCUACCACAACCACAGUGGCACGUCAACCUGUGAGAAACCUUCAGCUGAGCGACGAGACCACCCAGAGCUUAGAGGCAUCGUGGGAGAUGGAAGACCCCCACGUGGAGAGCUACAGGGUCUCUUUUGCUGGCGUCAGGGGCAACCACGAAGAGGAGUCUGUGUUAGUUCCUGGUGAUCAGAGGAGAGCCGUGCUUCAGCCUUUACUAUCAGACACCCAGUACAAAGUAACAGUCACGCCAGUAUACACAGACGGACAAGAUGGCAUCAGUGUCUCCUCCCUGGGAACUACACUGCCCCUCUUGUCUCCUGGAAACCUCCGUGUGUCAGAGGAGUGGUACAACCGGUUCAGGGUCACCUGGGAUCCACCUGAGUCUCCUGCAUUGGGUUACAGGAUCGUCUACCAGCCCAUUUAUGUUCCAGGACAAGUUUUGGAGACAACAGUGGGUGAAGAUUUGAAGUCCAUGCUCCUUCGGAAUCUGCUAAGUGGGACAGAAUACAGCGUUGAAGUGACGGCUUCCUAUCCUACAGGACAAAGUGAACCACAGCUAGUCAAUGCUAAAACAUUGUUCCUUGGCGUCUCUGGCUUGUCAACCUACCAGGUGCGUUCCAACAGCAUGUGUGUCCAAUGGCAGCCUCUUCUACAUGCCACAUUAUACAGAGUAUCCAUACAGUCUACACUCAAUAGUCAAAGGCAGGAAGUGCGCCUGGGAGGCGGUGCUUCCCGACAGUGCUUCUACGACCUCACACCCAGCAGCCAAUAUCAGAUCAGCGUUCACACGCAGAUGCAAGAAAUGGAGGGACCUUCAGUCUCGAUCACUGACAUGACAUUGCCAGCGCCCACUCAGACUCCGACUGAACCACCCACCACAGAGCCCCCUCCGACCAUCCCGCCUGCUAAGGAAGUGUGCAAGGAGGCCAAGGCUGACCUGGCUUUCCUGGUCGACGGGUCCUGGUCCAUCGGAGACGACAACUUCAUGAAGAUCACACGUUUCCUCUACAGCACCAUGGGGUCGCUGGAUCUGAUUGGACCAGAUGGCACCCAGGUGGCCAUUGCUCAGUUCAGCGACGAUGCUCGGACAGAAUUCCAGUUGAGUUCCCAUGGCAACAAGGAAGCGCUGCUGGAAGCUAUUCAGAGGAUCAGAUACAAAGGAGGAAACACCAAGACAGGUCGGGCCAUCAAACAUGUGAAAGAAACCAUUUUCACUCCAGAGGCUGGAGCCAGAAGGGGCAUUCCUAGGGUCCUGGUUGUCCUGACUGACGGGCGUUCGCAAGAUGAUGUCAACAAAGUGUCCAAGGAGAUGCAGAUGGAGGGCUAUAUCAUCUUUGCCAUUGGCUUUGCGGACGCGGACUACGGAGAGCUGGUGAAUAUUGCCAGCAAGCCCAGCGAUAGACACGUCUUUUUUGUGGACGAUUUGGAUGCUGUGAAGAAAAUAGAGGAACAACUCAUUACCUUUGUCUGUGAGGCUGCCACUGCCACUUGUCCAUCUGUUUUGAUGAGUGGUAACACAAUGGCAGGUUUCCGUAUGAUGGAGAAGUUUGGCCUGGUAGAGAAGGAGUACAGCAUCAUACCUGGAGUUUCUCUGGAGCCGGGGUCAUUCAACAGUUUCCCCUGUUACAGAUUACACCGCGAUGCCCUGGUGUCACAGCCCACCAAGUACCUUCACCCUGAAGGUUUACCCUCUGACUACACAAUUUCAAUGAUGCUCCGCCUACUUCCGGAGACCCCAGAGGAGCCCUUUGCAUUGUGGGAAAUCCUCAACAAAAACAACAAGCCAUUGGUGGGAGUAAUCCUGGACAACUCUCGAAAGACCUUGACAUUCUUCAACUAUGACUACAAAGGAGACUUCCAGACUAUUACCUUUGAAGGAACAGAAAUCAAAAAGAUCUUCCAUGGCAGCUUCCACAAGCUCCAUGUAACCAUCAGUAAGACGUCUGUGAAAGUGGUGCUCGAUUGUACUGUGGUUGGGGAGAAACCUGUCCACGCAGCUGGUAACAUCACCACCGACGGAGUGGAGAUCCUCGGAAGGAUGUUUCGGUCCAGAGGCACUCACGACAACUCUGCUCCAUUCCAGCUCCAGAUGUUUGACAUCAUCUGCAGUACAUCCUGGGCCAGCAGAGAUAAGUGUUGUGAGCUGCCAGCAUUGAGAGUUGAGGAGCAGUGCCCUCCCAUGCCGCAUGCCUGCACCUGCUCCCAGGACAGCAAAGGACCCCCAGGACCCUCCGGACCCCCUGGUGGUCCAGGCAUAAGGGGAGUCAGAGGAGACAGAGGAGAGCCAGGAGUAACGGGACCUCAAGGGCCAAUGGGAGAGAUUGGCCCUCCUGGACCAUCAGGACCGGCUGGUCCUCAGGGACCCAGUGGACUCUCCAUACAGGGGCCCAUGGGUGCUGCUGGAGAGAAGGGAGAGAGAGGAGAGAUGGGACCAGCCGGACAAAUGGGUGUUCCUGGAAGCCCUGGCUCACCUGGUAGAGAGGGCCCCCCAGGAGCAAGGGGUCUACUGGGGAAUAGCGGACCGCAGGGACGACAAGGACCUCCUGGACCCAUUGGAGCCCCAGGUGCACCUGGAGCUCCAGGACCAGGUGGGCCAGCAGGGUCCCAAGGAGAUCAAGGACUUCCUGGUCCUGCUGGUACCAAAGGCGAUAAGGGAGAGAGAGGUGAUGUGCAAUCCCAAGCUGCUGUUCGUGCCAUCGCACGGCAAGUGUGUGAACAGCUCAUCCAGAGCCACUUGUCUCGCUAUAACUCCAUACUGAACCAGAUCCCCGUCCAGUCGGCAGUGUCGGUCCGAACAGUACCCGGCCCGCCUGGGGAGCCGGGUAGGAGAGGCUCCCCUGGACCUCAGGGAGAGCAAGGCCCGCCCGGCAGACCAGGCUUCCCUGGUACCAGUGGGCAGAAUGGACAACCAGGAGAAAGAGGUCUGCCAGGAGAGAAGGGAGAGAGGGGGAAUCCAGGGGUCGGGAGUCAGGGACCUCGAGGACCAGCCGGACCUCCAGGCCUGCCAGGUGAAGGUCGGACGGGCAGCCAGGGCCCACCCGGUCGGCCGGGUAACCCAGGGACAGCAGGGAGGCCGGGGAAUCCAGGUACCACCGGACAGACUGGCCCGCCAGGAUACUGUGACCAGAACUCUUGUAUGGGAUACAACGUCGGAGUCCAACCCCUGCCUCACGGUGGCUACCAGCCCUACAACCAGCUGUACAACCCUGCUGCAGUGGCUUACGACGACGACCAAGGAGGUGAAGACGAGGAGGAGGGAGAGGAGGAGCAGGACCGCGAUUACCAUCGUGGCUACCCCCCUCAGUACUAUCCCCAACAGCCUUCCCAAUUGGCCCACGCUCGCCACGGUUACCGCUCGAGCCCCACCCACUCUGAGGAUGUGGAGCUGAGGUCGCCGGGUGUCGCCAGGAGGUUUUCACGCGAUGUCGUUGUCAUGGAGGAGAGUGAGGAGGGAGGACUUUAGAGGAAGGACGGACUCACCUGAAGUGCUUGAGCCCUGCACGCCACAACACACACACACACACACACACACACACACACACACACACACACACACACACACACACGUAUUCAAACAUGGAAACAAAUCAGACACUGACAUACACACACACACACACACACACACAACCCCCCAAUCUGACACUGUAGUGAGAACCCCCCCCUGUCCCCAUGUCUCAAGUGAGUUUCUCCACCAGGUGAAACAGUGUAAAUAGCUCGUUGGAAUCUUGUACGAUAUCUCUGUAAAAAGGGGGUCCGAAAAGUGCCUGAUCUAUGUUAGCAUCGUCCAGUGGUAAUGUAAAGGUAAGACCUGUUUAUUUCCAUUUUACAAUUGAUUUCAGGACUAAAAUCUUUUUUGUGUGAAGCUGCAUGUCUCCUUUGAGCCAACCAGUGAGUGUGUAACUGGAUACGUGCAUCUUGUUUUGGUUUAUGUAACUAACUAGAUUAUUUUACCGUUCAAAUCAUUCGGGACGAUGAGCUGGCAACCUUUGUACAGGCUGCUUUUUAUAAUGAUGAAUCAUGUUUCCCCCACUUAUUUUAGUGUGUAAAGGAAUAUUGAAAUGUUUUGAAGUGAUUUCUCCAUGCAGUAUUGAAGUUUGCUUCUCUUUACCAGGAUUCUGGCUGAACCAUUGCAGGAGUUAACGCCCCAGAAUGAAAUGUAGAAGCAUAUGCAUUAAAUUUCUGUUGUUUAAUAUUACAUUAACACUGUGGAAAACAAAUCACCUUUAUCGUUUAAAUUAUUUUCUUUCAAAGAAAAUCUGGCCCCCCAUUACAUUUUGUCCUGCCAUAUUUCAUUCUGUUACUACGAACAUGGAGCAGGUCUGUUGUGGGUUUCAAUACUCAGACUUGUGGUGAAUUUUAAAGGAAAAAUCUGUGUUGUUUGUGUAUUGUCGCUGCACCAGUUUGUUGUUUAUUGUUCUUAUACAAAGUCGGGCCUGUUCACUGUGGAAACGCUUUUCUCACUGGUUGACCUCUGACCUUGCGCUGGAAGGAGACCUGGAUCCAGUUGUUAUUCCAAACAGUCUGCUGCCUUUUCAGUGAAAACAGUAAGGAGAAAAACCACAAGUGUAAACUUCGCCCCUCCUGCGCUGCAGUCUGAAGAAACGAGCACUAAAGUAACUCCAAGUUGAGCUGCGAGCUGCCUCUGGUCUAUUUGAGAUUUAAACUGUCAACUUGAGCAGUUUUAAUAAGGAAUGUGUCUCACCACCAUACCCCUUAGUACAAUAUGAACUUAUUUAUUUUCUAUUUUGUUUGCUUUUAUAACCAAUAAAUCUGUAAUGACACUACAAAAUCGUGUGUUAGGUCAUUUAACUUUAGGAAUACAAAAAGUUCAAAAUUAAACUAGAUUUUACAACAUUUAUGUAAAAACACUACUAGACGGGAACAAGUGA